GUACAGUUCGACAGCCAACGCAGUCUAAAGCAAUUCAAGCAACCAACUCCUCGCCGGAAUCCUUAGAACAACAAUCAUGAAGUGCAUCGCAGCUGUAGUCAUGAUGGCCCUGGCCCUCGCCGUUGCUGAAGGAUCCCUGUACAGCUAUGCUCCGCUGGCGUACUCCCUGCCACAUACCACCGUGGUUCAGGAUAACUCGUACGCUCGUUACAUCGCCGCACCCUGGGGAUAUGCUGCUGCCCCGGCUGCGCUGAGCUAUGCUGCCCACGCUUACCCAACUGCUGCCUACUAUCAGCCUGCUGUGGCCGUUGUGGCCCAGAAGGAAGCCCGCUAUCUGGCCGCCAACCGAGGAGCCGUUCACGAUGCGCCCCUCCCUGGACAUGAAAUCUCCCAGCAGUCGCUCAAUCUGGCCCCGGCUCCAGGUACUCUGUAAAUUUUCGCUCAAAAAAAAAAUGCGACAAAUUUAUUCGAGAUGCAAUUUGGAAUCUGUAAAUAAACUAGUUUGGCUGAAAAUUA
Molecule: messenger RNA, 516 nt
Organism: Topomyia yanbarensis
Lineage: Eukaryota; Metazoa; Arthropoda; Insecta; Diptera; Culicidae
Product: adult cuticle protein 1-like
Exons: 2
Coding region: 77-433 (118 amino acids)
Source: RefSeq, a predicted model, not a curated record